Messenger RNA from Morone saxatilis (striped sea-bass), 1221 nucleotides. RefSeq lists its product as uncharacterized. The record is from RefSeq and is a predicted model, not a curated record. Gene Ontology annotation, cellular component: nucleus. Gene Ontology annotation, molecular function: RNA binding. Lineage: Eukaryota; Metazoa; Chordata; Actinopteri; Moronidae.
CUCUCUGACUGUCUGACUGUCUGUCUGUGUGUCCAGGCGUUUGUCCAGCUGGGGACACCGGAGGACGCAGAGAUGCUGGUCAAGUAUUACAGUGUGAACCCGCUCACCAUCAAAGGGAGACCCAUCCGCCUCAACAUCUGCACCAAGUACAAGACCCUCAAUGUGAACCGGAGACAGGGCGGGUCCGGUGGAGGUUCUGGUGGAGACAAUCGAAGCCAGAGGAGCGGUGGAGCAAACGCCACCUCCUCCUUCACCUCCUCCUCCUCUACCUCUGGGACCAGGACUUCCUCCGGCUCUCUCAGGAACUCCUCGUCCAGCUCCAGAACCAGAGAGGAGAAGAAGAAGGAGGAGGAGAGUAAACUGAAACCUGAGGAGAAACCUGCAGCGGAGGAGGAGGAGGUGUCAGGAGUGAUGGAGGGAGAGGACGGAGAGGAGGAGGUGGGGGAGGAGCAGGUAACUGAUGGAGACGCAGCGGAGGAGGAGCCAGAGAGAACAGAGUCUGCAAAGGAAACGGUGGAGGAGUCGGAGGAGGUCCAACAGGAGGAGGUUCCUCAUGGUGAUGAUGUCACCGAUGACACUCCUCGAGACUUCAACGCCAAGCAGGGGGCGGAGUCAGAGGGAGUGACGCAACCGUCAGAGACCGAAGAACACGAGACCAAAGAGGACCCGAACGCAGAAGCAGGAGAGAGUUCAGAGACGGUGGAGGGAGACCUGCCUGCAGACACGUUUGAUCGGGACUUCCUGGAGAACAUGGAGGACUUUGUGACGCUGGACGAACUGGCAGAGGACGAGGACGAAGCAGACGGGGAGUCGGGCUCUUUGGACAACACGAGGAGAGGGGGUAUGAGGGUGGUCAACAUCGUCGGGUUCAGACGAGGUUACAACUUCCUCACCGAGCUGCUCGGACUCGCCAAACCUUUUGGGAAAGUGGUCAAACACCUGGUCCUGGACCUGAGACCUGAGGCGUACCUUCAGUUCGGGACAGAGGAAGAAGCUCGAGCGAUGGCCAAGUUUUACAACAGUAACGUGACGGCGUCGGUGUGCGGCCGUCCGGUGAGAGUCAGUCACUCCAUGAGCUACCCGACCAUCCAGUGCGGCUCCAGUAAGGUGGUGUACAUCGGUCAGAUCCCCAGCAGUAAAUACUCCGACGACGCCAUCCUGAAACUGGCCGAGCCGUUCGGGAGAGUCAGGAAGUACUUCCUCAACCGGCUGAAGAGAGAG